CUACAUUUAGUAAUUUUUUACUCUUAUAAUCUGUGCUAAAAACGGCAACUUCAUGCCAUCUAACAAUAACAAUAAGUUUUAUUUUUAGCCACUAUACCCUCCUUCCUUCCUUCAAAAUUACAUGAUCUAAUAAUACAUUCACGUCCUUUGUUCUCAAAAAAGUUAAUUUUAUCUUAUGAAAGAUUUAUCCCACAUUUUUCUCCGCUUUAACUCCCACAUUUUUUUUUUCAGUUUGCGCUUUUUUGCAAUCACGGUAUAAGGAAAGUAUAAUAACUAAAUAUGGAACCAUCGGUUUUCAUUUUGGAAUAGGCUUAGUUGAUUGAUUCAAAGUAUAUAAGUACGUUCACAUAGCCCAUUUGUUUUGAAGUGAAAUAAUCUCUUCUUCUUCUUCUUUAUCCAAUCCAGAUCAAGACAUCAUGAACUUAAUAUCAAUACUUUCAAUUACAUUAUUACUUAAUUUAUCAUCAUUUAUCAAUGCUGAAUCAUUAGAUUCAUCUCAAUUACAUUUCUUAACUAUAUUUGUAAAUGAUGCUAAAUCUCAUUUAUCAGAUUAUAUACAAUACAUUGAAACUGCCACUGUAUCAGUCCCCGAAGGAUUAACUUCUCUUGCUAUUGAAGUUCAAACUUAUACCAAUGAUGCUUAUACUUCCUUAUUAAGUAGUAAUGGGGAGAUUAAUAUCAGUCAAUUGGAAACGUUUGCUACCAAUUUACCAUGGUAUAGUUCAAGAUUAGAAGGGUCGAUUGAAACAGGUGCUACUACAUCCACUGCUACGACAACAAGUACAAAUGGUCAUACAUCAAGUUCGACCAGUGUAAAAACAACCAGUUCAAAAACCACGAGCACCAAGAGUUCAAAGUUACCGGUUAAUUUUUCUGCAUCACUUGUUCCACCAGCCACAACAUCUACAUCAGCUGGGGAAGGGAUUAAUAUGGGAUCAAAUUUUAAAAAGGGAUCAUUUUUAUUUUCGGUUGGAACCAUUUUAGCCAUGUUAGUUUAGAGAAUGAAGAUCAAUUCCAUAUGAUGUUUACCCAUGAUGAUGAUGAUGAGGGUUCGCGGUGGGAAAAUUUUGUAUUAGGAGCAUUGGCUUAUAUUUAUUAUAUAUGAUUUUGUAGUUUUUACUUAAAAUAGCAAUAUUAAAAAUUGAUUUUAGGG
This is a messenger RNA of Scheffersomyces coipomensis, 1153 nucleotides long. Its product is annotated as SRP1/TIP1 family protein. The annotation marks the transcript as partial. Lineage: Eukaryota; Fungi; Ascomycota; Pichiomycetes; Serinales; Debaryomycetaceae. The record is from RefSeq and is a predicted model, not a curated record. The transcript has a single exon.